This is a messenger RNA of Daldinia decipiens, 1275 nucleotides long. RefSeq names its product membrane-associated proteins in eicosanoid and glutathione metabolism. The coding region runs from base 692 to 1144 and encodes 150 amino acids. The record is from RefSeq and is a predicted model, not a curated record. NCBI's taxonomy places the organism in Eukaryota, Fungi, Ascomycota, Sordariomycetes, Xylariales, Hypoxylaceae. Gene Ontology annotation, molecular function: glutathione transferase activity; glutathione peroxidase activity. Gene Ontology annotation, cellular component: nuclear envelope; membrane; endoplasmic reticulum. The transcript has 2 exons.
ACAUAUGUACAUAGGUACCUAGGUAUCUAAGUACAGUGCCCAAAGAAACAUUACCUAAACAUCCAUCUAGCCACAUCAAGUACAACGUGGAAACGCUAAACGUUUCAAGAUGGAAUUACAUAAUAGGGAAAAGCUCGCUAGCAAAUACAUGUAGUUUUCCAGCUCGGCCACUUUUCGACGUUAACCAUCAUCCGCCGGUGUAAGCAUCUCCCGUCCUGCCGUCUCGGCAUCCUAUUACAUCCGUAACCUAGAAGCUUCACGAUUUAAUCUGCCCAGGUACCCAUUUAGGCGUAUACGUAUACGUAUCUUGCGUGUAUUAGUAUGUAUUAGUAUGCAUAUAACAAUAAUGUCUGGACCUUCAGUCGGGAACCGGGCUAAUUGUCGACUUAUCGUAUUAGUCAUGUACGGUCCGCAUUAGUAUGUAGGUAGUAUAGACGGGAUAACCAUCAUUUGAUACCUGACUAGCUGAGAGGCCGGAUCUGCGUAUAAAUAAGGGGGUGGGAAGGUAGUAGGUCCUACCGUCACCAGUAUGCAACGCUAUAUAAAACAAGGUCCUCAUCAUCUUUUGUUGCAAGUUCUUCGGAAUAAAAAUUCAAUCAUCGACGACAUAAAGCCACCAUCUAUAUAUCUGAUCUAUAUAUCUAAUCUAUAUAUAUCUAAUCUAUAAAUUCAUACGCCAACAUUCAUCACGAUGGCGUCCUAUGCACUCCAAGUACCAAGCGAAUAUGGCUACGUCCUAACCGUCGCCGCCUCAUCGUUCUUUAUCAACACCCUCCACUUCGUGCUGUCGGGCAAGGCGCGCAGGGAGAGCGGCCUGGCCUACCCGAUCCCCUACGCGACCCAGGAGCAAGCCGCCAAGGACCCCAAGGCCUACAAGUUCAACUGCGCCCAGCGCGCCCACAGCAAUUUCACCGAGAACAUAACCCCCUUCCUCGGCGCCCUGCUCAUCUCCGGUCUCUGGUUCCCAACUGCGAGCGCCGCCCUUGGCGCCGGCUGGGUCGCUGGACGCACGUGGUAUGCUUUAGGUUACACCUCGUACGGUCCCCCGGGCAGAACCAAGGGUUUCGCCAUCAGCAUCCUAUGUGACACCGUGUUGAAGGUUAUGGCUGUCAUUGCUGGUGUUAAGUUGCUUCCUCAGGCUUAGAGAUCGGGUACCUUAGUACAGAAAGAUAAAAGGGGAAAAGAAGGAAGAUAUUUACGGUUAGUUAAGGGACUUAAAUAGAGCAGAUCUUUUAAAAAUAGAAAGUUGCAUUAUUUCUCCUUGGAGAACAAAUA